Messenger RNA from Lecanosticta acicola, 1049 nucleotides. The record is from the annotation of a GenBank genome assembly. NCBI's taxonomy places the organism in Eukaryota, Fungi, Ascomycota, Dothideomycetes, Mycosphaerellales, Mycosphaerellaceae.
AUGGCGGCAGCGGGAGCAGCAAAGCAGGUCAUCCGCCGGGCACAGCUUUAUGGUGAGUUCAAUGCCAAUCUCAUCGCCAAGAGUGGCAUUAAGAACCAUUGCUACUCGGAAGCCAAUCCUGACUGCCCCUCUCAGUCCCCGGCUCCUCCAUGCGCUUCCUCGAAAAGUCCCGCUCGAUCCCGGCCGUGGACUCCAUCUGCUACGACCUCGAAGACUCCGUAACGCCCGGCAAGAAACCCGAAGGCCGUCGCAACGUCCUGGAAAUCCUCAACCGCGACCGUGCUUCUGGAAUCCGUGAGCAGGCCGUCCGGAUCAACGCGGUGGACUCGGGCUACGCUCUGGAGGAUCUCACGUCCAUUCUCAAGGGCAAACAUCUGGACUGCCUUGUCGUGCCGAAAGUCGACGCUCCGAAGGAUUUACACUUCGUCACGGACGUUUUGAGGCAGAUGCUGCCGGAGAGGCAUGCCGCGGGGAGUGAGAAUCCCGUCAAGAUUGUCGCGCUGGUGGAGAGCGCCAAGUCGGUCAUGGAUCUGAACGCCAUCUGCAAGGCGUCGCCCUACCUCUCCGGCUUGACGUUUGCCGCCGAAGACUUUGCUAUGGAUCUCAGCAUCACGCGCACGCCGAGCCUGCAUGAGUUCAUGUAUGCCCGGGGAGCCAUUGUCAUGGCAGCGAGGGCGCACGGCCUUCCGUCGACCAUCGAUCUCGUCAGCACGACGUUCCGAGGCGAGGAGGGAAAGCAGCAACUGCGAGAGGAGAGUGAGAAUGGCAAACGCUUUGGUUUCAAUGGGAAGCAAUGUAUCCAUCCCGAUCAGGUCAGCGUGGUGCAGGAGGUGUACUCUCCGUCUGAGAAGGAGGCGGAGUGGGCCGUGCGCAUCGUCAUCUGCGACAAGAAGGCCGACGAACAGGGUCGUGGGGCGUGGACGAUGGAUGGAAAGAUGAUUGACGUGCCGGUCGUAGGCAAAGCGAAGGCUGUUGUUGCGAAAGCCGAAGUUUGUGGAUUCGAUGUCAAGAGUUUGAUGGAGAAGUUUAAAGAUGAGCAGCCUCAGUGA